AUGACAGGUCCUAAUCUCUUCCCCUGUCCAGGAAUGACGCAUGGCAAGCGUACUCUCGUCUUUAUUGUUGAGAAUAAGACCACUCAUGAUUUGUGCAAGCCGUGGGUCUCGGUUCCAGUAAAUGACCAAGACUUGUCCGAAGGCUUCAAUUACAUCAAUUUUGGGCAGUUCAAUAAUUAUGCGGCACAAUGGUUACACAAGAAUCUUCCCCAGACGGACCAGCCGUUCCAGUGCCUUGCAUAUGCGGGUCCCAAGGAUCUCCGCUACCCUAUACUGGCCCUAGCCGCUGCAAAGCUGCAAAAAGUGUUGGUACUGCCUUCGCCACUGAUUACCGUCGAUGCCCAAGCGAGAAUUCUCGAUGCCAAGAACUGUGCUCUGUACCUGCGGCCUUCCUCCAUAGCAACAUACGUCGACUCCAUCAUAAAAGAAACACCUCAUGUCCAAGCAAUGUCUGUUCCGGACACUGACGAAUUCAUGAACUAG
Penicillium soppii is the source of this 483-nucleotide messenger RNA. RefSeq lists its product as uncharacterized. The transcript is spliced from 2 exons. The coding region runs from base 1 to 483 and encodes 160 amino acids. The record is from RefSeq and is a predicted model, not a curated record. NCBI's taxonomy places the organism in Eukaryota, Fungi, Ascomycota, Eurotiomycetes, Eurotiales, Aspergillaceae.